UUCAGCGCCGUAGCGCCUGGUAUUCGAACAUUGGCUCGAGGCAUUUUCUCUACCCCUUCUUACCCUGAAAAAGCAGGGACACCUUACGUUCUUGAACCGAAGUUGUUUAUUUCAAGAAUAGGCUGGACCACCCAGCUGUACCCUUUUCCGUUAUAACUAGGAAAGAGAGGUGCAUGAUCUCGCGAAUUACUUCUGUCAAUCUUUUGCUCUUUUUCCUUCUCUCUUCCAGUUCUCCCCCUCUACUUUAUUUGACAGGGGCGGAGAAUACCACUCUAUCAAUAACAAGAAAAAAGUAGCAAUUCUGUUUCAAAUGGUUUGAGCUUGGAAGCAACCUGCUAUCUAUCGAUAGGCGAGAACAGACUGCUAUUGACUGCUUCGCCUAUCUAUUCUAUUAUGGCCGGCUUGGAGACAUCAGAGGAACGAAAGCUCUAAGUAUAUCAUCAACAACUCAAAAGAUGGAUUCCGAACAGCAACAGUACGAUAAUGUACUAUCAGACGGCGACAGUGAGUACGACGAUUCCGAUGAUUCACAAGAGGACCCAACUUUUGACGUUCUUGAGGAGACAAGAUCCAGUCUUUCAAAACUCUCAAUCAAAAAACACAAAUCCAAGGAUAUGUCUGCUAGAUGUAAUGUUUCUAAGGCUAUGGAUGAAUGCAUUGUGGGAGAGCAGGACGUGGAAAAGAUGGUGCCGGAGCUUGAUGAAAAAGAUCAGAAAAGUUAUGAAACUGUUCAGAAAAUAAUUAAAGCUGGUCAGAUUAAAAAAUUUAAAGUGGAGCAAUGUAAGAUUUACCUUAGGAAGCAUGGGCUAAGAUUGACAGGGAGCAAAGAUGUACUAAUUCAGCGCAUUAAAGAGCAUACUGAUAUCGUUGAUGGUCGUGGCGAGAAGAAGUAUCCCCCAUCUAGUUUUGUAUUGAACUGCAAAGGGGAUGCAUGCACUGGGGAUGUUGUUAUGUUUGAACAAAAUGUAUAUGAAAUGUUCAGCAUCGCAUCCAGGAGUGCUACUGGUCCUCCCUGCGGUACAAGAAUAGUUGCAGGGCGGAUUGUGAAAGAGAGCUAUGGUGCUAAAAAGCAGCAACACACCUUUACGGUAGAGGUAUUGUGGAGUAAAGGGGAGAAACCGCUGCCUCCACUGCAUCCUCUCCUCAUUAAGGGCAGAAAUCUCUAUAGAUUGAAAACAUUGCGACAGAAAUGGGACGAUGAAGCAGAAAGGCAGGAAAUUUUAUCAGAAAAGCAUGCCAGAGGUUCUGUUGCUCGGUCUAACAGCGAAGCACGCGUCCAAGAGAAGGAAAUGCGAAAGAUGCGAAAGGAAAAUAGGGUAAACACAGAUUCACAUCCUACCUUAAACACAGAACACCAAAACAACAGAGUACACAGUAAAGUGCAUUCUCUCUCAACGAACUCGGUCAAAACGACAGAUCAGCAUCAGGUAGAGGUGGACAAAGGCCAAAAAGACGAAAAGGAAUACCAAAAUGUCAUACAGGAAAAUAUCUUCUCUAGAGAAAAUUGGCCAGAAGAAAGGCCUCAUCAGAGGCAGCCUUUGACUAAUGGCUUCGGAAAUGGCAUCAAAUCCAAUCCUUCAAAGAGUCCAUUAAGAAUGCCUUACUCCAAUACGCAUAUGCCACCAAUGUGGAGGAGCUCUAACAAUGGAGGUUACGCGAACAACAAUAAUAGUCCAUUAAGAAUGCACAACUCUAAUGCGCAUGUUCCAAUGUGGAGGGGCUAUCGAGAUGGGGGUUAUAACAACUGCAAUACUAGUAGAAGUCCAUUGCGAGGACAUGGUCAUACCUAUACCAAUAGUCAUUCACAAAAUAUGAACUAUAGAUCUCCACAGAGAACGGAGUACUGGCAAGCAAGGAAUGGUUGGUGUAACGCUGGAGCUGUGGAGCGUCCAUUUCAAGGACAGCGCGAGGAACAAAAGAGGCCUUGCCGCUUUUAUGCUCAAAGAAGAUGCUACUAUGGUCAUAGUUGCAGGUACUUGCAUGAUUCUGUAGAUAUGUAAACAUUCAAGUGAAAGAGCAGCGAGUAAGCUUCUUCACAGAUCCACUAUUUUGGAUUCCUUUUUUUUGGGUGACAAGUCUUAUGUCUCAGGAAUAGCGCCAUUCAUUGUUCGCAAAAAGCUUGAAGAACAAACUGUUCUGAUUUUGUUCAACUUUUUCUUCUAUUUAAUGCGCCAUGUGCAAAACGAA
Nicotiana tabacum (common tobacco) is the source of this 2187-nucleotide messenger RNA. RefSeq lists its product as uncharacterized. Gene Ontology annotation, molecular function: metal ion binding. The record is from RefSeq and is a predicted model, not a curated record. Lineage: Eukaryota; Viridiplantae; Streptophyta; Magnoliopsida; Solanales; Solanaceae.